Stomoxys calcitrans (stable fly) is the source of this 7037-nucleotide messenger RNA. RefSeq names its product serine-rich adhesin for platelets (gene mxc). The transcript is spliced from 5 exons. Gene Ontology annotation, molecular function: protein binding. The record is from RefSeq and is a predicted model, not a curated record. Lineage: Eukaryota; Metazoa; Arthropoda; Insecta; Diptera; Muscidae. Bases 343 to 6483 code for a protein of 2046 amino acids.
CAAAAAGAAACGAAAUAACACCGCCUAAAUUCGCCAAUUGGCAAAAGAAAUUAUUAAAUUACUUUAUUUUGUACAGUCAUAUAGCCAGAAAAUAAAAUCUGGGGCUUGAAGCAACGAUUUGUUAACCCAUUAUAUAAAUCAAAAAUAUCUUUUGUAAUAUAUUUCUUCACAUCCUUUGAAACGUAAAAGAGCAUCUUUCCAACAAAGCGUGAGAAAAAAUGUCAAACACAAACGAUAAAAUAAUGCUUUGAGGAAAAAUUCCAAUGAAACCGAAACCGUGCACCAAAGGAAACGGCAACCUAGUAAUACUUGCAGAAGCAGUUUAAGAAAAUUGAAGCAAUCAUGGAAACGGUAGUCUUAAGCAGCGAUAUUGCACGCCUAGUAUUGGACUAUCUCAAGUCGCAGAAUCUGAAAAGAGCCAUACAUGCAUUCUGUAAAACAUCCCCCUAUCUCAAACAGGAGUUCUCGGCCUUCAAACAUGGUCUGCAAACACAUUCAUUUUUUCCCGAAUUGGAAGAAAUUAUAUGUGAAUACGUGAAAAUAUUAAGAAAAGUCGAUCAAGAACUUGCCAAACUGAACAAAAAUGUACGCUUCGAAUUUCAACGCUUAAAGUUGUCCGAAAAGGUAUCUGAAUUAUUGGAUCGUGCUAUUUACAAUCUUUGCCAGGAUGAACAAAAUUCGAAUGCCAAGGACGAUUUGCCUAUACAGCAAACAGCAAAUAGUGGCCCUAAUACCAGUAAUAGUAUUAACUCGGACAAGGAAAAUAAUAAUAUAGGCAAGAAACGUAAACGCAUUUGCGAUCAAUCAAACAAUGAGGAGGCUGGAGACAGUAAAACAAAAGAGUCUCCUUCUAGUCGCAUAAGUAAUUAUGCCAAAAAGCGUCGUGUGCUUGAACCCUAUUGCUUUCUCAGCGCCAAGGCUUUGCAAAAGAAUAGACGUCGCAAAUUUUUUUUACGUUUAUCGCCUUGCACAGCACCCAGGGACUUUGAUACAAAAACUGGAAAUGUUGAGGAUGACGAUGGUGAUGAAUGGUCCAGCUCCGGUCUGGAGGAUGUUACAGUGGAAUCUGAUGGCGACGAUGAUGAAGUCGGGGAUGAAUACGUGAAUGAAAAUGAGAACGAAUUGUUCAAUGGCGAUAAACCACGAAAAGAAUCAACGCCUCGAAGUAAAUCGCAGGAUAUUGACAAGCUGAGGGCUCCCAUACUACCGGAAAUCUCUCAAGCUAUUUUGGAAAAUCCAGAGUUUCAGCUGAAGUUGGUUGAAAACAUUAAUCAGGCGCUGAACAAUUCAUCUACGAAAAAUGAUGCCGGUAAGACCACGAAUUGUAAUGUUGGAUCACAGGAUCCGCUGUCUCAGCCAAAUGAGUUGUCCAACAGCAAUGACAACGCCGUGUUUAGUUCAAAUCAAUUACUUGACCAAAUGGUUAAAAGUAUUUUGGAAGCAACUGAAAAGGAUCCUAGCUUUGAUGCUGUCAUACAUGAUGUAGUUGAGGCAUCUAACAAGCCCAGUGUCCACUCGGCUGGCGUACAAUGUGAUCUGGGUUUCUUAGGGGAAGUUGAUGUUAAACGCCCCCUGUAUACGUCAACUGAACCACCACCUUUAGUGCCCACACGCCCUCAGCCACCAAUAGUUCAACAACGGGUGCAGCCACAACCCAAUGACGCUGCGAAUAACAUACAACAAAUUGAAGUUCCUCCUCGAACACCCUUGAUAAUCAGGAAUGCAGUAGCUGCAGCAAAUGCCUCAAUCAAUUCCGCACAAGAUCCCCCUAGUCUAACAGCGAACAAUUCGUUUGGAUCGUUGAUCGAUCCUAAUUUUUCAAUAUCAAAAUUAAUUGUUUUGAAUUCGAAUGAUAGUGCUCAAAAACAACAUCCAGAACCUUCGAUCGGCAAUAUAACAGCUGAUAAUCUAAUUAGUCAGUUGUCUACAAGUGGCGUUGUAAAUGACGGAGGGGACGAGCAGGUUUACUUCGACGCUUCGACUGGACAGUUGACAUUACCGUUAUAUCUGACAAACGACGGCCUUUUGGCCAAUUUCCCCUUUCUCAUCAAUAACGAAAUUGUGACCCAGCAGUUGCAGCCAAGUAAUAUAGCCAAUAUGGAUGCAUCGCGCAUAGAGAUUCCUUUGCCAGAACCCAUUGUAGUUACGGCUGAUCAAUUGCCACCAAAUUCCAUAAUAUUUGGUAGUAGUCAGAAACUUAAUCAAGCUGAUAAUAGUCAAGCAAAUCAGCAGACUGCAGAGAAAGUGGUGUUAGUCUGUGAUCAAAAGCAAACCCUAACAUGUAAUACCGGUCCCCCGGGAUCCUUGGAUACAAGAUUAAUGACUGAUAAAGCGACUCCUUCUGCAAGUGGCAUUGUAAAUACGAAAGCGUACCGUAGCCUUUCAACUCCAAGGAAAAGAGCAUCUCAUGUUAGAACGCUAACAUUUUCUCCCAGGGGACCGCAUUUUCCUGCCACUUUAGGCUCCGGCGUGACACCUGUAUCUACUAGAAGAGAAACGCUUGCGCGAACAGUGCAGAGAACGUUGCCUAAGUCAAUACCCGAUGAAGGAGUAAGCCUCGAAAUACUUAGCACCUCAGAAAAACCCAUUAUAAAAAAUAUUGAAAUUCUGCCAGCCAUAGCGUCAAAUGAUACGUCCUCUAAAGAUGCUAUGUUCUUAUCAGCUAAUGAAAGUGCCACCAAUGUUCCGCCCCUGUUUGUGACCGAGGAGAGUAGCAACCAAACCGUAAUAAAUAAACACGCGUCAACAGCAAAAGAUUUGCAAAUAAAAACGGAAGCAGUUUUUGGCGACGAAUCGGCGACGACAGUGCUCACCGCUCCAGAGAAUACACCAAAACGCAAACAAACAAGGAAAAAUGCCGUUCGAGCCUGCAAAAGACUCUUAUCAAAAUCUCAAGUUGAUGAAGAAGAAUCGGCUGAAAAAGCAGAGAAAGAAAAUGAAAUCAACACUCCACCACCUGACAGUGAAGAGUAUCAGCGAUUUAUGUUGGAGGAGUGGAACAAGGCUAGGAAUUCUUCUACCACCGAUCUGGAUGUACGCCUUCGAGAGCUUAAUUCCAAGAUGACCGUAUUAAAGCCUGUGAAAAAGGUAAAUACUAAAAAACGGGUGCGACGCAAGAAGCCAGCCGCAACCAAGCGAAAAGAAAAAGAAAUGGCUGAAGAAGCCGAGGAACUUGAAAUUUCAAGGGAGUUAUUAAAUGAAUCACAAGAAGCAAAUCUACCUGAGACGGAGGAGUUUAUUCCGCAAAAAUUAAAAGCGCCUCAAAAUACAAGUGAAGGUGAAAUAUCGCAGAUGACAGACGAAAAAAUAGAGAAAGAGAAUAAUGCCGCUACCGAUAACGCAGCAGUAAUGCUACCGGUUAAAAAGGGAAAGAAAAUGAAAGAAAUUGCCAUCAAACUUCCAACGCCUCAAAAAUCUUCGGUUGUUGCGAAGGAGAAAAAUUUGAAAUCAAAAGAGACAAAGAAAGAAAAAGCAAAAAGGACCAGAGGGGUUUCCGAAGUAUCACAAAAUUUGCAGCAAACGGCAAUAGCGGAGGCAGUAUUAAACGUAAAACAAGAAGAUGUAGAAGAAAAGUCCGCACCACUUUUUUCGACACCUAUGGGCCACGCCCCACAUCAACAGCACCAGUACCAAAACACAACUCUUUCCCUACCGCAUGUAAAUGAAGCUUUGGAAAGGGAAAAACGAACUAGCAACAUUGCCUUUUUAUUAGAGACCCCCUACAAAGACCCAAAUCUAUCAAAUAUGUCCUCUGUCGGUAUUCCGCCUACCCCUGGUAUAUUCGCACCUUCACUUGAAACGCCAGCUGGUAAAAACAAAAAUCCACAGGAGGAAAUGGUCGCUUCAACUUCAUUUCUUUUCGGAUCGUUGACAAAAAGUGAACUCGAUACACCUUUGAUGAGUGUUUUGACGCCAGGUUUUCGCUUUACACCCUUUGGUAUGAAGGAAACAGCAACACCACGUAGUGCUACGGGCACGGAUUACUCCUCGGGUGGUUCUUAUUAUAAACCGGACGAAAGUGAAGACCUAGAUCGUAAUAUCGAUAAAAUUUUGAAAGAUUCGGCGCAAAAGAAAUUCCAACAAGAACAAAAUGAGGAGACCGACAGGGCCGAGGACGAUGAAGAGGAGCGAGAAGAGGGUGAAAUCAGAUCCCCAAUUGCACAUGAGAGUGAUGAAGUGAUACAUAACCAAGUUGAUGCGAUUGAGGUUGAAAUAGCAGUGGAGAAACUAAAGGUGGAGCCUAUAGUCUUGAAAAGGGUGAAAUCAUUUGGGAGUGAAGCAGUGGAUAGCAUAGAAACAGCCAAAAUUGAUCCACAUUAUACGCUUGCUUCUGGGCUACCGGAAAUAAGUGCUGCAGAAGAAUCUUCAUCGUCAUCCUCCUCUUCUUCGUCUUCGGGAUCUUCAUCGUCUUCAUCAAAUUCCUCUUCCUCAUCUUCCGCUUCGAAAUCAACUGGCAAAUCGAAAACAGUUGUCGAAAUAACAAUCCCUAAGAAGUUAAGUGAUCUUGACAAUCUAUCCGAAAUAUCUAGCACGGAAGAUGAGGAAUGGAAAAAAUGUAUCACUUCUAAUAACAAUGAAAACUCGCAGUUGGUUAACAUCGAUGGAGAAGUACGCUAUCCAGUAAGAAGUUGGUUGACACCAGUCAAAGAAACCCUAAUAGAAGCUACAUCAGCAGCUACGCAAAUGGCAAUAACGGCCACAACGACCCAAUCAACUAUCAAAGUUACCUUACCCGUCAAAUCAGCAGAGAAGAGAAAUCGUCAAGUUAAAGAAUUGGAAUUGAAAAGAGAGCGUAUGAAAGAGAAGCUCAAGCGGGAUGCUACGUCCGUAAUGAGUCAUGAAAAGUCAACAUCAUCUGCGAGUACAGCACCAAAUAUAUCGGCAGCUCUGGCUGCAUCGCGAAUAAUGCAUGCCAUGCGGGACAAAGGUAAGAAACCAGCUUGUUUUGAAGUACCUCAAUCUGCGGCGACAACAAACACCAACAUUGACGAAAAACGUUCUAUAGACGUUCUGACUGCUCUCCGCCUUUCUGCCAAGAAACAACUUCCUACAACUCCAGAGGAUGAAAAAGGCAAAUCGAAAUCAAAGCUUGAAUCCCCAAUGAAAAAGGAGGACAAUGGAGCAGAGCCUGUAGUGCAUAAGACACCAGAAAAUAAAGAAACUCCCAUACAAAAUUUGUCAUCUGCUACUCGCAAAACUCCGCAGCGAAAAUGUCUGCCAAUAGAAGCCCGUCCGGUGACAAAAACCAUAAGAAAAAGCAAUAAGAAAAUUGUUCGAACUCCCUUGGCUUUCAAAACUAUACAUUCGCCUGGUAAAAUCAAUUCUCACAGCACCACGACUACUUUAGCAGAAUUAGCGAACAAAUCUAAAGAUUGUCCGACGUCCCCCACUGUCCCUGCGGUAAUGGUUUCUCCUAGGCUCGUAAGAUCAAAGAAAACCAAAGUGAAAAAACCCCAAGAGGCUCCAACAGAUAAGAUAAAAGUUAGUCCUAAGUCAAUCAAACCCAAAUCCGGCGCUAAAGUUAAAGUUACAAGAGCUACAUCAAAAAAGAAGCCAGUUUCAAAAAAGCCUGAAAAAGAAAAGAUCACAUUGCUGGAUCAAAGAACCGAAGGAGAAUUAAUCGAAAGAAUAGAAGAACAGAUUUCAGAAACUUCACCGCAAGCAUCAAGUAUAAAACCUAAGAUACAUAUAAAGGCUGCUAAUUCAAUGGUUCCAAUUAACAAUGGCAAAGCCAACAAAAGUUCCGAAAAUGGUACUGAAAAAGCGAUGGAAGAGCUCAAAGCAAAUCACCUUAAGUCUGAGAAACGCGAAAGCAGUAUUCCAAUUGAAACCGGCAACAAUCAACAAUCAAAACAACAGGAAAAUGGAGGAGGAGAUACAUCAGACGCAUCAGAGAAUGAUCCCAUUGAUGACUGUGCUAUUGUAACCUUUGAUGAAACCGAUGCUAAACGUUUUGUUCAAUUCAGCUAUCAAGGCCCAGAUGAACCACCUGCUCCGAUUGAAAGAAAUCAUGAUUUGGGCAAAUUCCAAAUGGUUGUCACCUUAGAAGAUGAAAGCCACAUUUUGCGUUUUUCUAAAGGUAUUUGUCUGUUUUCAUGUCCCCCGGCAGCGCCGGCUGUUGCAGCCAAAUCAGCAUCACAUGUAGUACGAAAUAUUCCGAAAAAACGGAAAAUACGUAUUACGUCCACGUCGGAUGAUAAGUCGGUUACUCCUGCCCCGAAUACUAAAAUCGCUGCAGCUUCGUUGAAAGCGUUUACAACGGCCGCGGCACCAGCCGCUACUUCGACGCCGUUGCAACCAGUUACCGUUGCGUCGCGAACGGAAAAGGCAGCAGCAAAAGAAGGAUCUAAACCUAAAACAUCGAAUGGUGUAAAAACCCCUGCCGAAGUACCACACAAAACUACUGAAGAAGUUAACAAUGUGAAUGAGAAACUACAAAUAGAGGAUAUCGAGUCUAUAUUGUCGCAUUUACAUGGCACUUAAACCUUGAGAAAAACUGUCAACAGCCAGUAAAGAUCAAUUGAAGUGCAAUGUUCGCUCAAAUCAUCCUUGUAUAUGGUAUUUUGUUAUCAUAAUAAGAACUAACCAACUACUCAUUGUAUUAACAAUACUAUAAAUAAGCUGUAACUACUAUAUUUAACUGAAGAGAAAUACAUAAGGCAUAUGUACAUUUAACUAUGAAAUUAUACGCUAAUGAAAUUGUUGUGAUUCUCUGUUAAGAGAGCAAGGAACUAUCGUUUUACUACGUUUUAUUCAAAUAGCAGAAGAUGCCAAUUCAGGGAUUUACGUUUGAAUAUUUAAAAGAAACUCCCUGUAGUAUCACCACCAUUCCAGAGAAAUGAGUAAAGAUAAAUUUACUACCCUAAUUCCUUAUUAACUCAUUUGUUAAGUUUUUGAAGUAAAGGUUGAAAAUUGUUGCCGUAAAACUUAUAUUCAUAUAUUUUCAAAUUGAUAUUGAAACUCGUUUUUUGUUGCCAACCAACAAAUGGAAAUCAGUUUUGUCGUUAUAUUUCAUAAAUUAUCUUCUGUACAAGUUA